AUGGCACAGCCCAAUCCAAAAUGCGACGACGAAAGUCGCGUUCAGGAUGACGCUGAUGCUGAGCACCACUUCAAUGUUUUCAAUCAGCCCAAACGACUGCCCGCAUGGCUCGAUCACUUCAACGCGAAAGACCUCAAGGUCCUAUUCAAAUGCUCCUUGGCAGUUUGGAUCCUUACUCUCUUCAUUUUCAUUAAAGCCACGUUGGCUGUCAUCGGGCAGGCUGUCUUCUUCGGAUGUAUCGUUCUCUUCAUGAUGCCGCCAUCUGGCGUUGUCCUCAUCCAUAUCCUGAGCGGCCUGAUGAUCUGCGUUGGUCUUGCAAUAGGGUGGGCUUGGGGUACGAUCACGAUGAAAGCCGCGCUGGCUACACGGCCCCAAGCAGACUUGAUGAGGCAGUUUCAGGAAUUGCAACAGUCGCCGAACGCGAGAGAACCCAACUUUUUGCAAAUCGCCAUAUUCGAGGGUCGUCUGCUUGACGUACGAGUCACGGCAACAUACUUCUGCAUGAUGGGGUUGUUUGUCUAUCUAAUGGCUCGUAUCCGAGUCGCCGCGCCAAACAUGACACUGGUCGGCAUCUUCGCCCUCAUCACCGCCGAUAUCUACCUCACGAGUGCUCCCACGAUCCCGACAUUCCAAGGAACGAUCCCCAAGAGCAUGCUGAUCCCGGUUGGAAUUGCCGUGGGUAUUGGUGCAUUCUGCAAUAUUGCCAUAUUCCCGCAGUCUACGUCAGAAAUCGUGCUGGACGGUAUGGCGGACCUGGUGAGCCCCAUGAAGGGUUUCGUCAAGGCCCUGACUUGGCAGCUCGCAAACCGCCAGAGCCGAUUUAGUUUGGAUCGACUGUUGCAGUUGAAGAGUCAACUAGCGAUGGCGCACAAGAGUCUUGGGUCGUCCGUCGGAUUCCUGGCCUUGGACUUUUCUUUCCGUAAAUGGAGUCCUGAGGAUGUUAAGUCCCUACAGGACCCGCUCCGACAGGUUUCUGUUGCCUUCAACGGACUUUUGCAGCUGUUUGUUACCAUGGAAGAGAAGAGUCUCAAAGCCAGUGCUCUCACCGAAGCUGCCAUGGCUCUCGAGGACCAAAAGGACUCUGGUAACAAACAGCGCCCGCUCGCUUAUCACAUCGCCAGAGCAAUCGAUCUCCGCGACAGUGUCAAACAUCCAGACACGGAAAAAAUGCUGGAAAGGACGUUAGAUGUAAUAUCAUCAACCGCCCAGCCUUUGUUGGGUGCGUUGGGUCAAGCUCUGGACGCCAUCGUGUCUGCACUCCAAGGAGUGUCGACAUCAUCGGCCGACUUGGAGCGCCAGCAAACGCUGGAUUUGCUGAACGAGGCACUGAUCGACUUUGAAGCAUCCACUCAGCAGCUUACGGCCCUGCACUCACAUCUAUUCGACGCCGAUGGUAGAGUUAUUUACGACCAGAAUGGUCAGGUGCCUCCGCUAUACGGUCUGAUGACGGGACUUUUACUGCAAGAGAGACUCAUCAGCCUAUCCCGGAAGACCGCGACGAUGCUCGAAACAGUAAUCAAGAUCGACCAGUCCCGACCUCGAAAAAGCCUUUGGUUGCCAAAGGGGUUGCAACGCCUUUUUGGUCUGGGUCUAUCCCAAACUGAAACUCCGAGCACAACACAGGGAGCAGUGGACUUGGCUCGAACCAUGUCCACAGUCUCACGACCGGAGAAGAAGUCUCGACUUUUUAGUAGAAAGAAGAAGACCAAAGAGAAGACCGACGACCCCAACACGGCGGCCGAACUCAUCAAGAGCAUGAGGAACCCUACGAGCCGAACGAGAAGCAAGCCAAGCAUGAUUUUCCUGGGCCUAAUUCACUGGUUCACUGACGUCGAAGGCAUCCACGCUUUACGCACACUGGUGGUGACCAUCGCUUUGGCACUGCCGGCCGUCAUCCCAUCAUCUGCGGGCUUUUAUUACCGCGAAAAGGGAUUCUGGGCCAUGGUAAUGGGCCAACUUGCUAUCGAGCCGUACAUGUCAGACUUGCUGUCUGGAAUCAUCAUCCGAACACUCAGCACAGUGGCGGGUGGCAUAAUUGGACUAGUCUGCUGGUAUAUCGGUGCUGGUUCUGGCCCAGGCAAUCCAUACGGCCUCGCUGCUGUGAUGGCUGUGCUGAUCAUCCCUCUCAUGUGGUGGAGGCUUUUCACGCCACCAGAGCACUUAGCCGCGGGCAUCAUGCUUGCCGCCACUGCAUACAUGGUUGUUGCAUACAGUUGGAUCGACUCGCAUGUGCCGACCUACGGCAACCCCGGUGUUGGGUAUCAGAUCUUCUGGCGGCGAGUUCUUCUCGUUCUUGUUGGAAACGCUAGCGCAAUGCUCAUUGGGCUAUUCCCCCGGCCAAUGACUGGAAGUCGGCAGUAUCGACAUAUUCUGUCCACAUCUUUACUGGGGGUAAAGGACCGCUAUGCUCUGCUGGUGUCGACUUGGCGCAUGCCUCCUGAGGAUCUCGUCCAAUUCAUCGAGAAGGAGACAGCCAUGUGCGAUGGAAUCUUGGACGCCAUUGGUCGGCCUAUAGAACUUACCAAGUUCGAGUUCUCUACUUCCAACAUCGACACUGAGACGCUUCGGAGGGCGACAUACCUAUGUAGGAGCAUCAACGCAAGUUUGGCAGAGCUCGGUCUCUACAUGAACGAGCUGCCACUUCCGCUCCGGGCUCGACUCAUGUCUUCCAUGAGUAUCGACGAUGAGAAUCUGGUUGUGGAUCUAAUGUCAACACUAUCACUUGUCCAACAGUCUUUAGAUUCGGGCGAGCCAUUGCCUGCCCUAUUGCCAACGCCUCUGAUAAGCAGAGCUCUCAGGGCUAGAGAACUUCAACGGGCAAAACAGGAUGACUUGAAUGUCCGAGAGCAGCUUGAAGGCCACGAGGGCAGGCAGUUGAUUGGGGCCAUCAACGCCUUCACACGCUUCCUUGGCGCGGUUGAUGAUCUCGUGAUGGUGACUAAGAAGGCAGUCGGAGAGACAUCUCAUGUCGACUUGGAAAUAUUUGGAAAGGGCGUAUAA
Messenger RNA from Colletotrichum siamense, 3000 nucleotides. RefSeq lists its product as uncharacterized. The transcript has 3 exons. Lineage: Eukaryota; Fungi; Ascomycota; Sordariomycetes; Glomerellales; Glomerellaceae. The record is from RefSeq and is a predicted model, not a curated record. The coding region runs from base 1 to 3000 and encodes 999 amino acids.